AUGAAAAAGCGGUCAGAUGACACGGAUCUUCUGAUACAGCCACGACAUUCAUCAACGCAGUACUACGACGAUCAUGAUGAAAUCGAUGCGGAAAGUGGAUAUGAGCACAGAAAACCGAAAGCGGCAUUCACACCAUGGCCGCAUGUCUUUAACCUAGUUAACUGUAUAACUGGAGUUUCAGUCCUGGCUAUGCCAUUUGUGUUCCAGCAGUGCGGUAUUCUUUUGGCGACGAUAAUGAUUGCUAUCUGUUCAGUACUGACGAAAUACACAUGCCAUUUUCUCGCCAAGGCAGCCUUUAUAUCGAGUAAACACAGUUACGAAGCUUUGGCGCUGACCGCGUUGGGACCUGCUGGUAGACGCCUUGUUGAACUUUGCUUGUUAUGCUUUCUUGUUUCAUCUAUAGUUGCAUUCCUAGUAGUUAUAGGAGACCUUGGUCCACAUAUUGUAGCCGAUUAUUUGGAAUUGGAGGCACCGACGCAGAGAUUGCGAACACUUGUUAUGGUAGUCGUGAUGCUACUAGUCAUCUUCCCAUUAUGUCUGAUCAAGGAUCUGGGAAAGUUCUCAGUGAUAAGUUCAUUCGCUGUGUUAUUUUAUGCGAUAUUCGUGGUGAGAAUGAUUCUUGAAGCUGUACCUUCGUUGUGGGAUGGAAAGUGGAGCAUUCACGUUGUGUGGUGGCGACCUGAAGGAUUUUUAACCUGUUUGCCAAUUGUAUGCAUGGCAAUGUCGUGUCAAACUCAACUGUUCUGUGUUAUGGAUUGCAUCCGCGACUCGACGGUAUCGCGUGUCGAUGCUGUGGUGUCGGGUGCUAUUAAUUUUUGUUCUGCAAUGUACGCUGGUGUUGGCUUGUUUGGAUAUGUAGCUUUUUUCAUGCGUGACCUCCAUGGUGAUGUGUUGGUAGAGUUGGAAUCGUCAUUCUUCACACAAUUACUAAAAUUGGCGUUCUUAUUAUCGAUAGCUAUCUCCAUACCGCUAAUGUUGUUCCCAGCACGAAUUGCUCUGUUUAAUUUGGUGCUUCGACCGGAGGUCUACAAAAAAGAACUACCUUUUGAUGUUUACGACGACAGCAACUGCGAACUGCCAGUGUCGAAUGCGAUGAGGUUCUCAACAUUCCACGUGCUCACCUUCGUGAUUUUGCUAUUUAAUCUGACUAUUGCGCUAUUAAUUCCUAACGUCGAAUUCGUGCUUGGAUUGACUGGAUCGUUGAUUGGCUCGUUAGUCAGCAUCGUUAUCCCUUCCAUUUUGUAUCUGGCGGUAGCGAAGAACAAAACGCACUACAGUGUGUCAUAUGCCAAGAUUUGCCUCGUGGCUGGAUUGUUUCUUUGGUGUGGUAGCACUUGGGCAACACUACAUGCUGAUAGAUCAGUAAACGUUGCUGAGAAGCCUAUGCCAAAGAUUGGUCCAAUCGACAAACCAGUUCUGAAAACUCUACAAAAACUCGAAGAAAAAGUGUUGGACACAAAUCUCAACAUCUCUGCGAAACUGGACAACAUUGCUGACUUGGCGGCGAUAGGAAAAGACAAAGAAGCAGCCCAUCUUCUUGUGGAGAUGAAAGAGGAACGAAAGAAACAAGAAGAUUUGAUAAGGAAGCAAGAACAGAUCGUGCAGGAACUCAAUAAACAUGUAGAGGAACACGAAAAAGCAAAUAAAAAGUCGGAAGAAAAGGCUAAAAAAGGAGUGGAAGAGAUAAAGAAAGACGUAGAACCAGGUCUCGAAAAGGCUCCCAAGAUAAAGCGGGAAGACAAGAUGGCCAAAAAGGAAGAGGAAACGACUGAAACCAAUAAAGGAAUGAAGAAAACAGAGAAAGGAGUAGAUGAAAAAGAACUGAGAAAGGAAAAAGAGUUCAUGGGACCCGAGAAAGAUGAGGUGAAAGAAUUCGCGAAGGAAGAGGUCAAAGAACCUAUGGGUAAAGAAGUAGUGGAAAGGAAGGAAAAACCUCAAGAAAAUGAUAAAUUUAUGAAGGAAAAGAUCAAAGAUUUCGAGGCUCAGGGAGAGGAAAAAAAGAUUAACCUGAUGGAGGAGAAAAAGGCUCAAAUACACAUGGAAGAACCUAGAGAAAUAAAGGGUGUAAAGGUAGUGAAUCCAGACGCAUCCAUGAAAACCUCAAAAAAUGGAACAGACGUUGUGAAUGGCGUGGAAUCCGUCAAAGAAAAGAUGAAAGAGAAUAUCGAAGUAAAGGGUGUAAAGGUAGUGAAUCCAGAUGAAUCCAUGAAAACUUCAAAAAAUGGAACAGACGUUGCGAAUGGUGCGGAAUCCGUAAAGGAGAAGGUGAAAGAGAAUAUCGAAACGGUUCUUGAAUUUCGAAGCUCCAAUAGUUCAUGGUCUCAUAUAAAAUCUGGAAAGGAAAGUGCAGCACAUAUUGAUGUGUAA
Molecule: messenger RNA, 2367 nt
Organism: Necator americanus (New World hookworm)
Lineage: Eukaryota; Metazoa; Nematoda; Chromadorea; Rhabditida; Ancylostomatidae
Exons: 16
Coding region: 1-2367 (788 amino acids)
Biological process (GO): carbohydrate metabolic process; amino acid transmembrane transport
Molecular function (GO): hexosaminidase activity; L-amino acid transmembrane transporter activity
Source: RefSeq, a predicted model, not a curated record